This is a messenger RNA of Camelina sativa (false flax), 668 nucleotides long. RefSeq names its product large ribosomal subunit protein uL29w. NCBI's taxonomy places the organism in Eukaryota, Viridiplantae, Streptophyta, Magnoliopsida, Brassicales, Brassicaceae. Gene Ontology annotation, cellular component: ribosome; cytosolic large ribosomal subunit. Gene Ontology annotation, biological process: translation; maturation of LSU-rRNA from tricistronic rRNA transcript (SSU-rRNA, 5.8S rRNA, LSU-rRNA). The record is from RefSeq and is a predicted model, not a curated record. Gene Ontology annotation, molecular function: structural constituent of ribosome; mRNA binding.
GUAUAAAUUAGCCUUCUUCAUCAAAAUUAGGGUUUGCGACUCUUGGAGCCAGAAGCGACCAGGUAGCGAGCGGCACAUCAGUUCAAUUCAACCACCAGCAAGCUCACGAUGGCGAGGAUCAAGGUUCAUGAACUUAGGGAUAAAUCGAAGACUGAUCUUCAGAACCAGUUGAAGGAGUUCAAGGCUGAGCUCGCUCUCCUCCGUGUCGCUAAAGUCACCGGAGGUGCACCCAACAAGCUCUCUAAAAUCAAGGUUGUGAGGAAAUCCAUCGCUCAGGUGUUGACAGUGAUCUCCCAGAAGCAGAAGUCUGCUUUAAGAGAAGCAUACAAGAACAAGAAGCUCUUGCCUCUUGAUCUCCGCCCUAAGAAAACACGUGCUAUCCGUAGACGCCUCACCAAGCAUCAGUCUUCGUUGAAGACAGAGCGUGAGAAGAAGAAAGAGAUGUAUUUCCCAGUGAGGAAGUAUGCGAUCAAAGUGUAGUUUCAUUAUCGAGCUUUAGCUACUAGAAAUGAUGAUGAUUGAGCUUUUGAUUAUCGGCUUAUGUAUUCUCCCCUUCUUGUCCCACCUUUUCUUUUUUAGUUUUACUCAAGUUUUGUCAUCAAACAGAACAAACUCUCUCAAACAAUCAUUUCAUAUUAUAUUGAACCAAGUCUGGGUGUUGCCGUUUC